AUGUCUCAUGUUGCUUUGCAAAGUGGAGGUUACGAGAGAAUGCCAUGUCAACUUCGAGAUGUCUACAACAGGGUUGCUGGUGCCAAGCGAGAAGAAAAGAUAGAGACAGACUCGGAAGGAGCGUUGGGAUUUCUUGAUUGUCUCGCAGAGAGGGAUCCAAAUUUCUUCGUUGUAUAUCAGGUGGACGAGGAGAAUCGAUUGGCUAACUUAUUUUGGGCAGAUGGAAACUCACGUGUCGACUAUGUGGCUUUUGGGGAUGUACUAGGGUUUGAUACCACCUACAUGACAAAUGAGUACAAUAAGCCUCUCACUGUUCUCAUUGACGUAAACCACCAUUUCAACACAUGCAUUUUCGGGUUCGCUCUACUCCUCCACGAGAAGCUUCCAUCCUAUCGUUGGCUACUUCAAAAAUUUCUCGAAUGCCAUGGAGAUAAGAAGCCAAAUGUUGUAGUUACUGACCAAGAUGUGGCCAUGAAACAGGCCAUCAUGGAACACAUGCCUGAUGUGACACACCGUCUAUGUGCUUGGCAUCUCAAUACAAAUGCUUCCAAAAAGGUUAAAGAUCCGAUCUUCUUGAAAAUAUUUAAAGAUCUAAUGUACAACUACUACGAGGAGGAGGAUUUCGAAGCAAGAUGGUUAGACGUCGUCGAAACCCAACAACUAACAGAUAAUGAAUGGUGCCAAACAACAUUCGACACAAGAAAACAGUGGGCAGAAACUUAUUUAAGGGGUUCAUUCGUUGUAGGAAUGAGAACCACACAACGUUGCGAAUCGAUCAACUCAGCCCUAAAAAAAUUUUUAGAGAAGAAUUAUUGCUUGCGUGAGUUCGUAACAACCAUAGAUAUGACAGUCUCAAAGCUCAGACACAACGAGACUGCAAAUGACUUCAAAAGCAGAUGCACUCGACCUCACCCACCUAAUCCUACAUGCUUGACCACGUACUACAACCAAUGUGCUGAAUUCUACACAAGAACUAUGUACCACAAGGUUGCUGAGCAGCUUGAUUUAGAGAAUAAUUAUUUUGUCAUAAGUGAGGAGCAAGAAGGAGAGUGGCAGAUAUACACCAUUGGAAAGUUUCAGCAUCCGGAAGUCCGAUACCGAGUUCAUUACUGUGAAGGCCAACGAGCACUACACUGCUUGUAG
Molecule: messenger RNA, 1143 nt
Organism: Cannabis sativa
Lineage: Eukaryota; Viridiplantae; Streptophyta; Magnoliopsida; Rosales; Cannabaceae
Product: protein FAR-RED IMPAIRED RESPONSE 1-like
Exons: 1
Coding region: 1-1143 (380 amino acids)
Biological process (GO): regulation of DNA-templated transcription
Source: RefSeq, a predicted model, not a curated record